Fraxinus pennsylvanica is the source of this 630-nucleotide messenger RNA. NCBI's taxonomy places the organism in Eukaryota, Viridiplantae, Streptophyta, Magnoliopsida, Lamiales, Oleaceae. The record is from the annotation of a GenBank genome assembly.
AUGGCUGCUGUAGCACAAGAAGAGGCGGUCGAGGCAGCUUCAGUGGAGGAGGAGAAUGGAAAUGAAGAGACAAAUGAAGGAGAGGCUGCUGAGAGUGCUACUGCGAACACUAAGCUUUACUUUGGAAAUUUGCCUUAUCUUUGUGAUAGUGCUCAACUUGCUGGAAUUAUUCAAGAAUGUGCUAGUCCAGAGCUGGUUGAGGUUCUCUACCAUAGGGAUACCGGAAAAAGCAGAGGAUUUGCGUUUGUGACCAUGAGCAGCAUUGAGGAUUGCCGUAAAGUCAUUGAAAUUCUAGAUGGAAGUGAAUAUGGCGGUCGAACCUUAAGGGUGAAUUUCUCUGACAAGCCUAAACCAAAAGAGCCAUUGUAUCCAGAAACUGAUUAUAAACUUUUCGUGGGAAAUCUAGCCUGGGCAGUCACAUCAGAAAGUUUGACACAGGCAUUUCAAGAAUAUGGAAAUGUCAUUGGAGCGAGAGUUCUAUAUGAUGGGGAAACGGGAAGGUCUCGUGGCUAUGGAUUUGUAUGCUAUGACACUAAAGCCGAGAUGGACACUGCACUCCAAGCCCUCAAUGGAGUGGAAUUAGAGGGGCGUGUAAUGCGUGUUAGCCUAGCACAAGGGAAGAAACAAUAA